Pelagomonas calceolata is the source of this 523-nucleotide messenger RNA. The record is from the annotation of a GenBank genome assembly. NCBI's taxonomy places the organism in Eukaryota, Pelagophyceae, Pelagomonadales, Pelagomonadaceae.
AUGAUCAAGUACUUGGUAAUUGUCCUUUGCUGUACCCCUACUGCGUGCGCUGGCGCGACCGAUGACAAGGCAGUAAACGAGGCGACGGUGGCCUCGAAGAAAAUUGGCGCCGGGCUCGGCAUCGGAGGACUCGCCGGGGCCGCGGUCCUGCCGACGUUUCUCCUCGCCAUCGGCCUGACGCCCGCCGGGCCCGUGGCCGGUGGCUGGUUCGCCGCGAGCCAAGGGGCCGGCGUCGCGGCGGGCUCCUGGAUGGCGUCCUGGCAAUCCAUGGCCAUGUUCGGGAGCCUCGCCAAGAGCUUCGCUGUUGGCGCAGGCUUCACCGCCACCGGCGCGGGCGCCGGGGCGCUGACGGCGUCGAAGGCUGAGAUCGACGUCCGCUCCCUGACGCGGAAGAUCGCGGGCACGACGGCCGCCGGCGCCCGGACCGCCGCGGCCUACACGUGCGACAAGGCCGCGAAGGUCUACUCGUACGCGAGCGACACGCUCAGGGGCGACUAGUUCACACGACUGUUAAUUCACUACA